GUUGUUGAUUUAUACCUACGCCAGCAAUGGGAAGAUGGCCGACUUGUAUAUGAGGUUGACGAUCGAGAUGGAAUUGAAGAGGUGGUCGUGCCGCACAAUAAGCAUAUUUGGAUACCUGAUACAUAUUUCUCCAAUGGUCGUGAUGUGAAUCAUGGCGAACGCCAUCGGGCAGUUGUAGAACCAACUGGAUUUGUCCGAUCUUCCGAAAUGCGUACAGUGACAGUACCAGUGGAAUAUAGCUCCAAAUAUCCCUUUGAAAAUACUCGAAUGUUUAAAUUACGAUUAUCAAGCUAUAAAUAUUCAAUUCAAGAUGUUGUCUAUUUAUGGGCAAAUUCACCGCCAACUGUGACACCGGUUGAAGUAUCACAAGAAUUGUUGAGCGGUUUUUAUGAAUUUAAAGAAGCUAUAGCUGAUGAUUGCGUUGGUAAUUAUACAUUCGGUACAUAUUCUUGUAUCGAUGUUCUCAUAACAUUUACUGGUGCUUCAUCUGAAGUAUUUUGGCGUAUUUUUAUUCCAUCAAUACUUUUGAUAUUCGCAUCAUGGCUUCAUUUUUGGGUUCAUGGUUCAUGGUCAGUUCCACGAACAAUUAGCGCUGCGGUGCCAUUCUUCAUCUUUGUUUCUAUUUUGAUAUUCUCUCCGCAACCUCAUCUAACAACAUAUGGUAUCAAUAGCUUACAAAUAUGGCUUCUUUUUUGCCUUUUUUUGACGUUCGCAUCAUUGGUUGAAUAUUUCAUCGUUAUAUGCUGUGGAAUAAGAAGGACCAUUCGAUACAGAAAUGGAAAGAUGAAAGAUGAUGAAUCACCUCUUACUGUCACUAGAGAAACAGUAGAAGUUGCAUAUGAUACGAAAUGUGCAAAUUUCAAGCACAAUCAUGGCAUUGAUCUUGUUUCACGCUUACUCUUUCCUAUUGUUUUUCUCAUUUUCUUCAUUAUUUUCAUCAUUUUUUAUUUAGUAUAA
Cercopithifilaria johnstoni is the source of this 957-nucleotide messenger RNA. The record is from the annotation of a GenBank genome assembly. NCBI's taxonomy places the organism in Eukaryota, Metazoa, Nematoda, Chromadorea, Rhabditida, Onchocercidae.